CUAGAAUUUAAUCAAUAAAAUAGUUAGAAUUAGUUAGUUAAUUAGUUAUAAAUGGGUGAUCUAAAAGGUAAAUACUCAGAUAUAAAGAACCACUUUAAGAAAUUUAACAAAGCAAACUAAAAUGACUUAUAGGAGUUAGUUAAAUUAACUCAAGAAAGCAAAGUUUAUGAGAUCUCAAAUAAGGCUAAGACCAAAGAUAUUUCAUAAACUUAAUAGUAGUAGCCAUAACCUAAAUAAAUAGUUAAUAGUAUUUAAUCUCAAAAAGAUAUUCCGAAUAAGAUGGCAGCUCUUUUCUAAAAUAAUAAUUAACCUGCAAAUCCUUAACCACCAGGUAAUUAAUAGAUAAUUCCAAAUAAAGUUGAAAGAUUCCAUAGCUCAUAAUCGUCAUACUAAUUAUAAUAAUCAGAUUAAGUUAAAAAGGUUGAAACAUAAUAGUAAAAACUGCCGCAGCCAAAAGUUGAUCAAUAGGAAGAGGAAAAUGUAAAAUAAUAAUAAUAAUAGCAAAAAGAAAAACCUUUAGAAUAACCAAUACCAAUAUCUAAAGACACAAGAGAUAGCCAGUAUGAAAAUAAAAAUAAUAGAAAUAAUAUUUUGAAUAAUUAAAGUAAUUCUUAUAGAUUUGAUAAUAAAAAUAAUGAUAAUAGUAAUACGAAUAACUCAUAACCAACUCCUGCAAUAGUUGAAGAUUAAUCUAAUUUUGUCAAAUAUGAAGGACCUUAAUUCAUUAAGAUUUUACAGUUUAAUGAAAAUAUUAUAUUUAUUGAUGAAAACACUGUAUAUUAAUAAAUUUAUUAAGGUAUUACAGAAGAUAAAAAAACAAUAUUGUUCUCAUAACAAACUUAAGAAUUAAGUAUGGAGAGACUAAAAAAAAUUUAUUAACUUCCUAUUUCUAAUAAAAAAAUUUAUAAAAUAAUAAAUGCUACAGUCCAUGAAUAGAUUCUAUGCUUACAAAUUUAUGAGCAAGAAUUGAAUAGCUAAGAUGAUGAGGAUUCUGGAUAUGGUUUUGUGUUUCUAAAUUUUAUUUAUGAUGAAAACGAACAAAUUUCAAACAUAAAAGCUUAAAUGAUUAAGCAAGUUGACACUAACCCUAUCAAGUGCUUCUAGUUAGACUAAGAAAAAGAAAUAUUUUUUUAUUCAAUUGAAGCAGGUUUUCUUUUUUGUUUCGGUUUUGAUUUAUCAUAUAAAUUUUGCUAUCAAGUUCCUGAGGGGUAACAUAUUACCAAUUUUUUUUACGAUAGCUCUAAUUAAGGACAAGAUAUUAUUGUUUACUCAACAAAUUAGGGAGCAUUGUAUCAGUUAAGAUUCAGACUAAUUCCAGAAUUUUAAGUAAUUUAAGAGGAACAUCUGACAUAAUUAAUUGAUGCUUAAAAAAUAUCGUAUUUAGGUCUUAGUUUUGACAGACAAAGUAUGUUGGUUUUGCACACUAAAAGUGGAAUAAGUGAGGCUACUGUAUAUUUAUAUCCUUCAUUUAAAAAAUAAAGAAACUUUGAGACAAUUAACUCUAAUUAAUAUGUACAGCUUUAUGAUUUUGUUGUAAGCUUUACCUAAACUAAUUUGAACUAUGAAUUUUUUGGCUUGCUCUCAACAAAUCAAAUAGCAAUUUACUGCUAUGAAUUAGAAGAAGAUUCUAAUAAACUUAAAUAAAACUUAGUAUAUACGAAAUAAAUUGGCUUUUCACCUUAAUGCAUGUAUUUUUCUCUUGAUGGUUUUGCUUCAAAGUUGAUUAGAAUAUAUUAUAAUAAUCCAGAUAGAUUAAAAUAAGAAAGCUAAUAAGAAAUUUGUAGAUUGAUAUUAGAUAAAAUAGAUUCACAAUUCAAAUGA
This is a messenger RNA of Tetrahymena thermophila SB210, 1821 nucleotides long. RefSeq lists its product as hypothetical. The record is from RefSeq and is a predicted model, not a curated record. The transcript has a single exon. NCBI's taxonomy places the organism in Eukaryota, Ciliophora, Oligohymenophorea, Hymenostomatida, Tetrahymenidae.